Caenorhabditis briggsae is the source of this 1440-nucleotide messenger RNA. Bases 1 to 1440 code for a protein of 479 amino acids. The transcript is spliced from 12 exons. NCBI's taxonomy places the organism in Eukaryota, Metazoa, Nematoda, Chromadorea, Rhabditida, Rhabditidae. The record is from RefSeq and is a predicted model, not a curated record.
AUGGGGUGGAAAUUGGCUGCAUUUUUGUUGGCUCUUUCGAUCAAAUACACCAAUGCUGACUGCACUUGCUAUGAGCAAGCAAAUUACACUGGAUUGUCAGCUCCACUCAGUAAUUCAUUUGAAACGUCCGACUUCUCGGCAUGUUUCACACCUUGCAAAUAUGUUGCGUACAGCGGAGAUGAUACCUUUGGAUGGGGUGGACUCACAAUCAACUGGGGAUCGGUAGCAGAUACCACUGGAAAGAUUCAAAUUUUUGACGGCACUGACACUACUGGAACUCCUUUGAUUGUAGUUAAUGCUAAAGAGAAUGUGGUGAAGGGUGAUGGUAAGAGUUUGAUCAGAAGUUCGCAGCCAAGAAUUACCAUCACGUAUACUCAGGACGGACCUGGAGCUAAUAAUUACAAUGGGGUAAUCAAGGCCUCGUCAGGUCUUCAACCAAGUACUGUUCCAAUCACCACCACUGCUGCACCAACAACCAGAACUUACAAUGAUCCUACUUUCAAGUAUGAUCCAUAUCUCAUCACUCAUGAUAUUAUGAUCGUGGUCAACCAAAGAACGAGUGGAGGGAUGGCUGCUCUUACCCAACUUAACGAGAUCGUCAACAACACCGUGAUGCAACUCUACACUACUACUGACAUCAAUAGCUCAACUGGCUCAAGACUUUCCCUGGCAUCGCUAACACCAUAUUUUCCAUACUAUUCGAUUCGAACUGCGAUUUGGGAAUCUAGUGCUUUCGAUGUUGUCAACAAUUUGCCGAAGAGUGGAAUCUCGAUUGAAGGGAAUAUUGAUACAGCACUGACGGGUCUGGUAAAAUUGGCAUACACUGUGAACAAUAACUCAUCCAUAGCCACAAGAACAAAUGUACAACGAUCAGUUGUUUUGUUUACCGCUGAAUGGCCAACAACCGGAGCAAAGCUCAAUACCUCGUAUGUCAAAAAAGCGUUUGAUGACUAUGGAGUCAAUCUGCUUGUAGUCGGUUUCAAUCUUACUGAUACUGAAAAAACCGCUUUGAUGGGAGCGCAAGUGCAGCUCAGUGGGUGCCCAAUGUACCACCCCACCAGCAGCGAUAAUUCUUCAUUUACUUUUCAAGAGCCAUAUAAUUAUGACGGACCGAACAGUACUACUGGCCAAUGGAGCGUUUCAUUUGACGGUCAAACUGGAAGAUACUGUAAUUUUGCUAGCAAUCAAUACACAAUCAGCAGGCCAGAUAAUGCUGAUGGCAUGAAUGUUACAGUGUUUUAUGAGUUGGAAGCAGGAAAAGACUUUUUGAAUUUCUAUGAUGCGUCAAACAAUUUGAUUGCAAGCUUCACGGGAUACGAUAUUUCAUCAAGCUCUUUCUAUACCACAACACCAGUGCUGACUGCGAGAUUUACUUCUGACAAUCAGUCUGUUUUCCGUGGAUUCAAUGUGAAUAUCAAGCCUAAUCCAAAAUCUGCCUAA